Aspergillus chevalieri is the source of this 336-nucleotide messenger RNA. RefSeq lists its product as uncharacterized. The record is from RefSeq and is a predicted model, not a curated record. NCBI's taxonomy places the organism in Eukaryota, Fungi, Ascomycota, Eurotiomycetes, Eurotiales, Aspergillaceae. The transcript is spliced from 3 exons. Bases 1 to 336 code for a protein of 111 amino acids.
AUGCUCACACGGAUAUCAAGCACAGCACGGUAUAUCUGUCCCUUCCGGAUUCUCCAACAAUUAUCCACCAGAAGGACAUUAUCAACCACUCUUCCUCGGAACAAUGCAUCACCACCUCCUUCAGCACCAAAAGAGAACAGUUCGUAUAGGGACGGGAUGUCGCGAUAUAAAACCUUCGUGAGUCCGUUCGCCAAGGUGUUCCUGGGGGCCAUCUUCACGUACCAGGUGAUUUACUGGACGUGGUUGAAGUUGGAGACGGAUGAGAUCAAGGUUGAGAAGACCAAGGUUGCAGCUUUGGAGAAGAAGGCUAGAGAAUUGACGAGCGCGGCGAAAUGA